UUCAGCGGAUACAUGUAUAACUGAUUGCUGUCUUUCCACCAGACAAGAAUACUGUUGCAUGAUGAAUCUAAAUCCAAAUUAUGAGGAACAUGUAGCUAGCAACAGCUUAUCAGACUAGAAUACUGUUACAUGAUGAAUCGAAAUGCAAAUUAUGACGGACAUACAGUACUGUAAACAGGUAUCUUAACAUCGAGGAUCGCGUAUCGUGCGCGACGCAAUCCAUACGCGAUAGGUUUUUGCUCCUAAAUUUCUAUCGCGUGAAGCCUUAUCGCGCUUCCUCGAUAGGCAGUCUCGAUACAUCACGAUGUGUUAAAAGUAAUUAAAUAUCUGCAACAGACUAUCAUAUAGGAGUAACGGUACAAGAUAUAUUGGUAUAAGUAGACCUGCACAUUAGCUUCUAAAGUGUUUCACAAGUGAUGAAACAAUUGGAACUUAAGCCCACGACCUCUCGCUUGCCGGUCGAUUGCUCUAUCGACUGCGCUAUCGAUCCAACUUGCAGCACUUGGAAAACUAAUGUGUGUUUUUGUUUACUAAAUCCGAUUAUGGUGCGCAAAUGGCAAUGCUAAAAUGAGAAUAUUAAAAAUGAAACAAGUGGUUCGUUAUGCAGAUUGUGAGUGAAACAUCCAGAAAAAUAAUAUGAUCCUGAAUGUGAUGACACAGAAUGAAUGGUUGUUGGUAUGUUAAAACUAAACGCGAUGGAUAAAAAAUAUAUCUUAUUAUUCUUUAUACUUAUUUUUGUUAUUUACACGUAUCAAAACUUUGAUAAACUUUCUCAAAAUCUCAUAGGAAUGAAUACAAUAAAAAGCUCAAAUAUAUACGCCAUAUUAGCAAUUGGAGACAGUUUGACAGAAGGUUUAUAUAGCUGGCCAAAGUCGAAGAAAUUUCAUCCUUAUACAACACGAUUACAAACAUUGCUAUCGAAAACCUUCCAUCACGUGGAAGUUACAAACGCUGGUAUUAGUGGUAACAGAGUUAAAGACAUUAGAUUAAGAUUACGUAAGCAGUUAAAGACGAAACCAUACAAGUUGGUUUUAAUAUUAGCAGGAACAAACGAUUACAUUUACAUUGUGAAGAAAAUAAAACGUAAUGUGGCUGACUUUAAACAUUUUACUCAUUCAGUAAAGCAAAUUGCUAAUAAUAUUGAAGAGCUUCACAGUAUUUGUCAUAAGGAGAGAAUCAGAACCGCCGUUAUAACCAUACCGCCAAUACAACUUGAACAUCAAGCACGUAUAUUUACUCGUUACAGAAGCUUUAUAAACAGCUUGCUAAAACAAUAUGCUGAAUCACAUCGUAAUGUGACUGUGUUUAUCGAUCUAGCUGCUAGUAUUGAAAAGCAAAGCAGUGGUGAGAAUGAAAUGAAAUUAUGGGAUGAUAACGUACAUUUUACACCAGAAGGUUACGACAAAAUGGCUGAUAUUAUUUACGAUGCACUAAAAGAUUAUUUGUAGUGAUGGCUUAUUAUUGUGUAGAUGUGUUUACGCGAAAUAAUUUCUGCCCAUGCGCGCAUUCCCCUAA
Molecule: messenger RNA, 1515 nt
Organism: Hydractinia symbiolongicarpus
Lineage: Eukaryota; Metazoa; Cnidaria; Hydrozoa; Anthoathecata; Hydractiniidae
Exons: 1
Coding region: 666-1448 (260 amino acids)
Molecular function (GO): phosphatidylcholine lysophospholipase A1 activity
Source: RefSeq, a predicted model, not a curated record